UUCUGCAUUUCUCUGUUCUGCACCUUCGUGUGAUGAUUCUGUUUACAUGCGCAGUCUGGUGGGUGUCUCCUCCGGGAUUCGUUACUUAAUUAACAGCCGCUCUUUAGCACCUAGCUACUAUUUCUAUAGCUAACACCCGAUUGUUUUCAUUGCUGUAGUCCGAUCGUCUUUCUCAGCGACAUAAAACAGAAGCACGCAAAUGUACCCAGCAGGGAAGUAUGAGAGCGGAAAGAGGAACAAACAUAUUUCCCAUAUCGACAUCCUCGAGAGGACAUGGCGAGCAGAACAAGUGAACUCCCGCGAGAAAUUACUGCUGGAGCGGCGGUUGGAAAUGAUUAGCAAACAGCAGAAAAUAGCCGUCAAGAGUAUCGAGAAAGAGAAGGCAAUGCUGGAAAGAGCUCUUGCUAGUAGCCAUCUGCGACGCUGGAAAUCGACGGAGAAUUGCUUAACAAACCCGAAUUGCUUAGCAAACCCGGACACAUCCCCAUCCUCUGAGAAUGCAGGCGCGUCAUCAUGUCAGACUCACACUCACGCCCUGACGACAAGACGCCUGUCUGAGCCGGUAGAGAGGCAUGUGAGACAUCUGUUGCCUCCACUAGACUCAAAACUGCGGCUCAGCAAGUCGGCUACUCAUCUCCACCAAAUGCAUGCUGAUUUAACGCACAGCAGGCUGCAAGUUCCGGGUGAGAGCAACACCAAUGUGGAGAUCAACGAGCUGUCGUUGAGACCAGAGUUUAGACGGCAUCUCUCGCCGAGUCCUUCGAGUACUAGUAGGAGACGCCUGAUGAAAUGCGAUCAGUCUGUGGGUGGGAGGGACGUCAAACUACUGUCUCCUCUACCGGAUCAUCAUGCAUUCAAAGCAGGAGGAAAGACAAACGCAGCGCUAGAGACAUUUCAAGAAAACGGGUUGCUUCCUCGAAUAACAGUUGCUGAGCCUAACAAUUAGAGGGAACUAAGCAGUAUGCUCUGAUGUGAUUUGAUCUAUGUAUAGAUCUGUUUGUUUGACUGUCAGUAUUACCUCUAACCCAACUUUCCAACUCUGUGUGUACAUACUCUAAUUAGAAAGAGAUAUUAAUUAAAAUGUUGUUAUGGUGUAUUAAAAAUGCUGUGGCAUA
Corticium candelabrum is the source of this 1115-nucleotide messenger RNA. RefSeq lists its product as uncharacterized. Lineage: Eukaryota; Metazoa; Porifera; Homoscleromorpha; Homosclerophorida; Plakinidae. The transcript has a single exon. The coding region runs from base 200 to 946 and encodes 248 amino acids. The record is from RefSeq and is a predicted model, not a curated record.